Molecule: messenger RNA, 1935 nt
Organism: Macrobrachium nipponense
Lineage: Eukaryota; Metazoa; Arthropoda; Malacostraca; Decapoda; Palaemonidae
Exons: 2
Coding region: 355-993 (212 amino acids)
Source: RefSeq, a predicted model, not a curated record
CGACCAACAAACGUUCAGCUUAAGUUCUGUCGCAGUUAGCGACUGACGAGACUGCAUCUGUGCAUCAUGUGGUGUGGAGAGAGAGAGAGAGAGCGAGAGAGAGAGAGAGAGAGAGAGAGAAUCUGACUGAGCCAUUCUAGACUCAGUGCUGGGCAAGACUACUGACUGAGGAGGUGAUGUGGAUACGUGAGUGAGCGAACGUAUACACCACACUACACAGAGUGUGUGUGUGUGUGUUCCACGACACAAUCAUAAUAUCUCUCUCUCUCUCUCAAUCGACCCACCGACCUCUGUUUCUUACACAGCCGUGCUUAGUACCAACACAACUAUACUGCAUAUGAGAGGUAUAGCACAAUGUGGCUGCCCUGUCUGAGGUUCGUUUUCGUGUCCCUGUUAGCCCUCCUGCCCUCGGUGUUGUCAGUGGUCCUCCUGUGGUAUUUCGAGGCCCUGGACCAAGGGGGACCUUUGGUCCUCAUGUUACUCGUCCCCGCUUUGGGCUGGUACGUCAUACACAUGAUCAGGAUCACCCAAAAUCACGGGCAGUUUUCACAGAGAUCGGUGCAGUCAGACCCGCCCCCGAAAUACGAGAAGGUCAUGGCCGACCCUCCGCCCUACGAGGUCCUCUACCUAGAGAAGCCCUCCCUGGCCACCAAGUGCUCCUGCUCCGGCGGGAGUCCCGUGGCUCUCUCGGAAGAACAAGUCUGGGAAAAACGGAGAUGGGAGACGGCGCUCCUCGGCUACGACUUCUGCGGGAGGGACGCCGCGUCCGGAAGCGUCCCCACGACUACGACAGCAGAGCCCAAGAGUCACCUUAGGCCUAACACGUUAGUAAGCGUCUCCGUCAGGAUGGAGAAGGAAGCCCUCAUUCCCGAGGGUGUUGGGACGUUGGUGGCGUGUGGUACGGACGAAGGAGAGGAGGAGGAGGGGGACCACCACGACCCAGACCUGCCCACUUAUCAGGAGGCAGUCAGGAUUGGGUAUUCGGUCGCGUGAAAUACCCAACCCUAUAGGUCUAUAUAGAGCCAAGGCCUAAAGAAUAGACCUUGUAUAGAACUUGGCCCAUACAGUUCCUUGGUUAUGAAGGUUACUGCAAGUUGUUUAUCGAAGGGGCGACGUGGGAGCGUUCCCACCGACCGUAACCCCCUACUUUCCCCCACACGUAUGUGAAGCAAGAAUACCCCCACCCCUGCCAAUUAAUUAAUUCCCAAACAUUCGCUGAUGGCCACUAUGUUUAGGUAAUCGAAUGUUGCUAUGUCAUAGAGAGGUGGGAUAUUACCCAGACUUUUAUAGAAGUGGGAUUAUCUGGACUUUUACCGAGGUGGGAUUAUCUGGACUUUUACGGAGGUGGGAUUAUCUGCACUGUUUUAUAGAAGUGGGAUUAUCUGGCCUUUUACAGAAGUGGCUAUUAUCUUGACAUAACUAAUAUAUAAGCCAUCAAAGCAUUUUAGCGGACUAUGCAACGUUAUGUGAUAUGCGUAAAGUCACUGUUAUAUAAUAAUAGUUAUUAUUAAUAUCGUAAGUGGAAUCUACCUAAAUAAUGAUACACUUUUAAAAGUGUCUUUUCUAAACUGAUCUUGUCUCCUGAACUUAUAUAAAAACAAAACGUUUGUUAUAAACAAAAGUGUUCUUCAUAUUUUUAUAAUAAUUUACUCUCUACAUUGCCUUUUUUUCAAAGUUUCUAUCUACAUAACUGAUGAAAAAAAAUUAUACAAAAUAAGUGGAUAAUAUUUUGCACAUAAACUUUUAAUUGCAAUAAAGAACGUGCCUUUACAGCUGUGUGUGUGUGUGUGCGUGUGUACGUCUGUUAUUUCUAUAACUCUAUAAGUCUCAAUUUACCUAUAUGUAUAUAGAUAUAAAGUGUACAUAGCGUGAUAUCUGAAAUGUACCUGCAUCUCAUAGCUCUAAGUUUACACGACAAUAAACUGCAUUGUAAAA